AUGUCAGCCAAUUACGACCACGAAGCGGUCAAGCACGUCGCGGACCCUUCGUCCACGCAGACGACCAUCUCGCCCAUCACCGGCCAACCGAUUGUCGUUCGUCGUCUGCCCAGCGUCAACGACGUCGAUCGAAUCCUGUACAAGUCCCAUGCUGCUCAUUUGAAAUGGCGUCAAGUGCCCUUGAGCAAACGGAUCGAGCUCGUCAAGGCAGGAAUUACGCAGCUCUCGUCCCGUGCGACCGAGUUGGCGCAGGAGAUUACGGAGCAGAUGGGUCGCCCUAUUAGGUACACCGAAGGGGAGAUCAAGACGUUCGAGGAUAGGGCGAAUUGGUUGGUGGGCAAGGCAGAGAGCGCGCUCAAGGAUGAGAGUGUGGAUGAGGGACGUCCGGAGGGGUUCAAGCGGACGAUAAGGAGGGCCCCUGUCGGAAUUAGUGAGUCCGCGGGGGGAUGUCAAGGGCUGCUCAUACAGCGGAGCAUAAGUAGACUGACGCCAUGUGCUUACGUACAGCCUUCCUGAUUGGUGCUUGGAACUUCCCUUGUCAGUCUUGUUGGCGGGUGUUCCGUGUGGCGUGACCCCCACAUCGUGCUGACUUGUAAUCCCCUCGACACCGAACGCAGACAUGAUCCAGGUUAACGCCUUGAUCCCUUCCCUUCUCGCCGGUAACUCGGUGAUCCUCAAACCUUCUCCUCAGACGCCCUUGACCUCGGAACGCGUUGUCGAAGCCUUCACCGCCGCCGGCCUUCCUUCGGACCUUCUCCAGUGCGUUCAUCUCAACCCCAUCCAAAUGGACAUGGUCGUCGCACACCCCCUGGUCCCCUUUGUCAGCUUCACGGGGAGUGUCGAGAACGGUCGAAAGGUUGAGAUCGCCGCUGCGUCCAAGGUUCGACAUGGGUUCAAAAUGGUCGGCCUCGAGCUGGGCGGCAAGGAUGCUGCCUACGUCAGGGAAGGUAGGCGAUGAUCGAGUGCUCAGUUUCGAAUGUUCAGCGGUAAACUUUGUGUUAUGUUGUAUCUACAGACUCGGAUCCCAAGUACGCCGCAGAGAACAUCGUCGAUGGUGCCAUGUUCAAUUCUGGCCAAUCGUGCUGCGCCGUCGAGCGCGUCUACGUUCACGAAAAGGUCUAUGACGCUUUCGUCGAGGAGUGCGUCAAGGUUGUCAAGGUAGGUACCAUGGACCAACGUUUGGGUGUUCUUGUACUAAUAUAAUGUCCUGCUUUGAACAGGGGUACGUCCUCGGUGACCCCCGAGAACAAGCGACAACUCUCGGACCGGUCGUCUCGCUCCGAUCCGCCGCGGCCAUUCGAUCGCACAUCGCCGAAGCCGUUCAAAUGGGUGCAAAGGCCCUUAUCCCCGAAUUUCACUUUCCCGAGGCCAAAGAGGGUACGACCUACGUUGCCCCUCAAGUGCUCGUCGACGUCAACCAUUCGAUGAAGGUUAUGAUGGAGGAGACCUUUGGACCCGUGAUGGGCAUCAUGAAGGUGAGUUGUGCCCUAACUUUCCAAGCUGCUUUGAAGCAAUCAAGGACUGAAUUCGACGACUUUUUUCGCCCUCAGGUCUCAUCGGACGCAGAAGCCCUCAAACUCAUCAACGACUCGCCCUACGGUCUCACCGGCUCCAUCUGGACCAAAUCUGAAGCGGCCUUUGAAGCGCUCGUCGACCACGUCGAAACAGGCACUGUGUUCAUGAACCGAUGUGAUUACUUGGAUCCGGCUUUGCCUUGGACCGGUGUGAAGAAUUCGGGCCGAGGUAUCAGUUUGUCAAGGUAUGGUUUUGAUGCGGUCACUAGGGCUAAAAGUGUUCAUGUUAGGCCUUUGGCUUAG
This is a messenger RNA of Microbotryum saponariae, 1817 nucleotides long. The record is from the annotation of a GenBank genome assembly. Lineage: Eukaryota; Fungi; Basidiomycota; Microbotryomycetes; Microbotryales; Microbotryaceae.